GCACACACGGAUUAGCAGGCUAGCUAUGGACAUAGUUGUGUGCAUCUCCUUUGCAAUCCUCGCGCUCGUGCUCACUGGCCCGUACACCAAGGCUGCGGCGCUCGCCGACGGCACCACCACCAUUGACGCGGCGGCGGCAGUGUCGCAGACGAUGUCAAUGUCGUCGUCAUUGAUGAAGGACGUGGACGGCGUGGCGCCUGAGCUCGCGGCAGUGGACUCGGUGGUGCACCGCCGCGUCCUUGCCCAAGGAAACGUCGGCCCCUCCCCCUCGCUGGACCCCAACAGGGCAAUCUGCAACAAGGCUUGCACGGGCGGAAAGCCGUACAAUCUCCAACACCGGCCCUGAUACAAAACAUACUACUGUGGUUAAGUGAAUGGGAUGGCACUACGUAUGGGCUUCAAAUGCAACCUCCUUCCUGCACGGCGUCCGUCCAUGGGUGCACUCGCGUUCCAUCCAUCCAUGUUCUGUUUUCUUUUUCAUUUUGCAUUUCAGUAUUGUCGUUGCUAUCGCUGUAUAUCUUGAAAGAACAUGUUUUUAUGGAAGAAUUUUGUUGUCAUCCCCUGGGCUUCGCAUCCAGAUCAUGCGCUAUUAUGGACUUAUGGGGUGACCGGUUUUCCAGAUGAUGCGUUAUUUUGGAGUGAACGUAUGAUUCCCACAAAUGAAAAGGCAGUACACAAUAUGAAUAAUUCCGUGGAGCAGCCACCCACAAUCUAAAAGUCAAGAUGUGCUGCAUGUGCACACGCGGAAGCCACAGCUCUGUUCCGGUCCGGUGCUCACUAGACCAGAGACUCCCACUAAUGGUGUGCCCAAAAAUGCCACCUCUAAGAGAAAAGUCCACAUUUCAACCCUGAAUGAACCACUCAGUUUGAUUUGCAACCCUCGUCUUCAAAACCGGUCGUAUUGCAUCCCUAACUUUCCGCAAAGUUCAAAAAACAACUCUGGUCUCAUUUUAAGGUAUUAAUUAAGGUUGCACCCUAAACAUAAUUUUAGAAAUGAUUAACAUGCAAGAUAAUAGCAUAUUUGAAAUCUACAUAUUUUUCCGAGAGAUUUCUAGAAAUAACAUGUUAGAUUUAGAGUUAGAGUUUGAAAGAUAUGAAUAUUUUGAAAAGCAUUUGACUCAGCUCAAAAAAAAAUCUGAAAUGUUAAACAGAGAGUUGCUGGGCCGAAAUUGUAACAUUGUCCAACCCAAUUUAGAGAGAAAAAUUAGUAGUUGUUGGGUUCGAACCUCGGUAUCCCGCAUUGAAUAGUGCCGCUCAAGCCAGCAGAUUACCGGCU
Aegilops tauschii subsp. strangulata is the source of this 1276-nucleotide messenger RNA. The record is from RefSeq and is a predicted model, not a curated record. NCBI's taxonomy places the organism in Eukaryota, Viridiplantae, Streptophyta, Magnoliopsida, Poales, Poaceae.